Molecule: messenger RNA, 3054 nt
Organism: Klebsormidium nitens
Lineage: Eukaryota; Viridiplantae; Streptophyta; Klebsormidiophyceae; Klebsormidiales; Klebsormidiaceae
Source: the annotation of a GenBank genome assembly
UUCGGUCCUGCUAAUAAGCACGGGUCAGAGAGUCUUGGCACCCGUCGUGUCGACGGAUCCUCGUCAUUCAAGGACUAUCUGAGGCGCAAGCAAUCUCCGCGUCUGCAAGGUUUCCUUUGCAACUUAAUCAUCACAGGGCGGGAUAUCAGCACUCUCCUCUGUUCUUUGCAUGUUGCCCUCCCAAUGCUGCCUGGCUCGUUCUGAAAAGAGUAGAUGACUUAAGAUAGAGACAUGACAAUGGAUGCUAUCCAGGCUGUUGAGCUGCAAAUUGCAAAGGUGAACGAAGAGAUCGAUGCUCUUUCCACAGAGAUUGAGGAAGCAAAAGCAAAGAUCAAUCAUGCGGAAGCGGCUGGCAAUGUGAGUGAGGUGCAGCGAUGGGACAAGGAAAGAGAUCAGCUGCGCAAGGAAAGAGAGCAGCUGCGCAAGAAAGAAGAGCAGCUGCGGGACGAAAAGGCCCGGCUGUGGGCUGCAGUUGUUGCACGGACGGAAGGGGAUGAGGGCGCUGGCCCUUCCGGGGAUACAGAGAUGCCAGAUGCCAACGACGAUCGGAGAAGGAGCGGUGAUGAACCUUGGAGCGCCGGCAUCGAAGAGGAUGUUCGGAUGAUUCUGGAGCGUGCUUUCGCUUCUCAAGAGGCAGAUGGGCAGCCACAGCUGGACCUGAGGCCCGCAUCCAGCCCCCUGGCGCAGAGGAAUCGUAGCAUCACCUACUUCCGGGGCUCCCCAAGCCUGCUCCUGACGGAUCUUCCGGGGCAAGGGGGGAACGGCUCGACCAAGGCGAAGGACCUGCUUGAGGGGAAUCGAGAGCUGCACGCGUCUGGGCGGGGCCAGCACCAGGUGCAGACCCGGGUGACCGCGCUGAUCGGGCCGUCGGGCGCCGGGAAGACCCGGACAGCCCUGGAGGCGCUCUGCCAUGAAUACGGUUUCUACUUGAGCUUCUCUACAGAGAAGGACCCCGGGAGCCUCCUUCUACAGAAGGCGAUCGAGCGUCUCAGUGAUGCGCAUGAGGACGAGUACAAGGCGGUCCAGCACGACGCGCGUCGCUUUCAAGCGUUCCGCGACGACCGGUUAAAGGACAUGCCCAAGUUCGUCGUUCGGAUCCUGCUGGCCCACGCACUGGGGUUGCGCCAGUACCUAAGGCAGCACGGCGAUCAAGCGAGCCCAAGGGGCUUUCUCCUCUUCCAGCUCAUCGGCAUUGGUCCGCAGGAGGAUUGGCUCGUGAAAACGUGGGAAGUGUUGCUGGCCUUGUCGAAGGCAGAAGCGGUGCAAAAACUUCGGGAGACGAUGGCGGAGAUCCGGGAGUUGGUUCCACACCAGAAGAUCUUCAACGUCUUCCCUGAUGAGGCGCAAGUGGGAACGGAGUUGAUGGAAGGAUGGUUCCCAAACCGCCUGAGGAACGAGGGGCGCCCACUGCUCAACGCUUUUGUCCGGAGCCUGCACUGGGACUAUUUCGAGUUCUUCCACUUCAAUCUGACCGGCACCGGGCUCAGUCUCAGGCAUGCGCAUCAGCUUCAUUCCGCGAUCGCCGAGUUUGGGGCAUCCGAGCUGCGCGUGUUCAGCGACUUUGCCCGCUUCUCCAAGGACGAGGCCCUGCAGUACGCUCAAGAGUACCUCGUGAGGCCCCCUGACGGCGUCAAGGCGCACCUCCUCAUCGGGCGGCCGCGGUUUGCGGCGCAUCUGGUGCAAGCCGUGGUUGAGCUCGGGAAAGACUGGGGGGAAGCCCUUGAGUACCUUGCGCGUCGCCAGACCGAGACAGAGGAGGCCACGUCCCUGCUAGGUUGUCUGAAAGAGAAGACGCGAAGCCUCCGGCAGGACAUCCGGCACCGAGUGCUGCGGCACCUCAAGGUCCUCCUGCAGUCGUACUACCUGGUCGGUAGAGGGGUUUCUACACCCAUCGCGGACGUUGACAUGAUCCAAGUUGGGAUUUGUCACCUGAUUGAGGUAGGGCCGAAGGGGAGCUGCCCCAAGGUGGAGCUCAUGGAGCCGCUUGCCGUGAAAGCGGUCGAAAACCUCUUCCUCAGUGAGUUUGACCUCAGCCUUGACGAGAUCAUGAUCGACAACCUCCGGUUAGCACGGAAUGAUGCGGUUCUGGGGUCCCUUUUCGAAACCUUGAUCCCGCGUGCCCAGACGCGCUUCCUCAACUCCCCGUGCCUAGAAACCCACCCCCUCCUCAAGCCCCUCUCAAACCUCCCGGAUUGCUUCAAGAGCGGCGCGCACAUCGAGUGCGUUGAAGGCCCCGAGCAAGGUGUUCCCUUGAGUGAGGUCAUCCCGCGCGUUGAGGCCUUCACGCGCGAUCGCGGGUUGCUCGAGUUUCUGGAGGAGCCCAGGGGCAACCCGUUCUUCUUCCCAGAAGAUGCAGCUGGUCCCGACAACGCGGCAAUCGUGCGGAUCGGGGGCGUCCGGUGGUUAAGCCUUGUCCAAGCGAAAUGUCGAAAGAAAGUCGACAAGUUGACCCACGCACUUGGAACGCUCAGUCUCAACACCAUGUACAAGGGGGAUCGGGGCGCAGAAGGGAAACGGAAGCAGCUGAAGGCCUCCCUCAGGAAGCUGGGCGUGGAGGGCGUACUACAGGUCCUCUUGGCGUAUCCUGCAGAGGUGAAGGAGAGGAGCCUCACCAAUGCAACGCGGAAGCUCUCGGAGGACAUGGACUUCGCUUGGGUGCAAGUCUGUAUUCACGCGCCCAACAUAGGCAAGUACUUGCUGGCCGAGGAGGUAGAUUACCUCGGAUCCAUCAAGGAUGUUUGAAGCCGAAGCCUGAUAAGAAGGGAGAAUGAUCAGGGCAGGAGAUGAUGCGCUGCUCAGCAGAUCAACUUAACAGGGUAUAAGACUGAACUGAAGACUGAACCAAAGUAUAUGAGGGAUUGUUUGCAGCAUUGGCGGUAUUCAAGUGUAGUAGCUGCUCAUUUGAAGAUGAUUAUUUCAUGCCCGAGGAGCACUCGCUUGUUGCUUUACCCAAACACUCAAUUGCAGAAGUCACGACCACAGACCCACUCAGCUGCUUGGAAGAUUUGAGACUUGCUGCACACCUUUGCAAAGUGUGUAAGGAAUACAUGCGAU